Molecule: messenger RNA, 657 nt
Organism: Aspergillus bombycis
Lineage: Eukaryota; Fungi; Ascomycota; Eurotiomycetes; Eurotiales; Aspergillaceae
Product: RlpA-like double-psi beta-barrel domain-containing protein
Exons: 4
Coding region: 1-657 (218 amino acids)
Source: RefSeq, a predicted model, not a curated record
AUGAAACGAAACAAAGCAAUCGAUCCCCACAAACCAUUACCUACCUACAAUUCCACCUACCCACCUCCAACCCCAGAUGCGGCAUACCCAAACGCAAGCCCGUGCCUCCACCACAACCAGCACCAACAAUUGACCAACCCAAACCCCACCCCCAAACGCCAAAAUGGCCUCCAGUGCAAUGGACCCAACUCCCCAGAAAGAAAAAAACGCCUCUUCCUCCUCUCAAUCGCAAUCGCCCUACUCCUACUCGCCCUGAUCGUCGGUCUUGCAGUCGGUCUAACCCGGCAUUCCAAACAAAACCUUCCUCUCCCCACAGCCAACGGAGGCCCCUACACAGGCGACCUGACAUACUACGACCCGGCCCUGGGCUCAUGCGGAAUCACCAGUUCCAAUUCGGAUUUGAUCUGCGCGGUGUCGCAUGUUCUCUUUGAUGCUGCGUCGACGGGGUCGAAUCCGAAUGCGAACCCGCUUUGUGGGAUGAAGGUGAGGCUGAAGAGGGGAGAGGCAAGUGUUGAUGUUACGAUUGUGGAUCGGUGUACUGGAUGUGCCGUCAAGGAUCUGGAUGUUAGUCGGGCGGUUUUUAAGAAGUUGGCGGAUUUGGAUCUGGGGCGGGUGAGUGUUGACUGGCUUGGUUGGAGGAGACGCCUGUUUCUGUGA